CACAAAGCCAAGCACCCAUUGAGUAAAUUAUACUUAUGUCAGAAAUGACUCUAAAGAGCAGGCCUUUGUCAGAGAUACUGACGUCAUUGUCCUUUAAAGUCAUGUUGUUACCACAUUGAGUGCAAGUGAUGUGCAGGUGCACAAAGAUGGACCAUACUGCUUUUGCGGUCCAGACUUUAUUUUUUCUCUUUCUCAGCUUGACUUGCUUUGUGGCCGGAGAACCAGAUGCUGUCUCUUGUCCCGAAUACCAAGAGAGCUUUGAUGGCUCCUGCUAUGAGUUUGUGGGUCUGCAGCGUCCUUUCCUUGGUGCCCAGAAAUGGUGCGAGAGAGGAGGAGGACAUGUAGCCUUCAUCUUGAACAACGAGACGCAGAAGUUCCUUCAGACGCACCUCGAUCCAAAGAAGGACUGGUGGCUCGGACUGGCGCCUGCUGCGCCAAACCUAACUCUGGACACUGCUGCCACACAGGUUUCUCUGGCAUGGCUGAAUGGCUCAGAUGUCAGCUACAAUAACUGGGCAAGCAAGCCUGAUGCGCAAGCCACCUGUGGACAUAUCCUGAAAAAGUCAGGCUUCCGUUGGGCAGCGUCGGAGAAUUGUACUCAGGAACUUAGCUUCAUCUGCCAGUUUGAAUCUAGGAGAUCUUUUGCAUGUGAUGGCCAAAACGUCACAUUGCAGUGUGGCUCUGGUCAAGUCAUAGAGAUAGACCAUAGUUUCUAUGGUCGAAAAACAAUUCACUACUGCCGGACCAAACUCGCCACCACACCUCCACCUCUUCAGGAGCAGUGCACUUGGACAGAUGUAGCAGACUCUGUAAAAGGAAGUUGCCAUGGACUGCAGGCCUGCCAAGCACCAGCAGACGCCAAAUCUUACGGUGAACCCUGUCCUCUGUUAGGAAGUUACUUGUCUGUGGAAUACCGCUGCAAAGAUGGUCUCCACUUGCUGAUGAGUAAAUUGGCGGCAGUGUUUGAUAAUGUCACUCUCAAUAUCAAGUGGCUUCUUCAACCUUAUGAGGGUAACCUUACAUGCGCGCUGAAUGCUGGCGAUGGCUACACUAUUGAUUCCAUCACCCCAGAAGAAAUGGAAACCACAGUGAUGCACACGUUCAAAACGCCUGGACUUUUCGUGGUCACAGUAGAGUGUUCCACCAGCGACUGGCAUGUGACAGCUCAAAAAUCCAUAAGCAUUCAGGAGCCGGUGGGUCAAUUUGGAGAUAUCAAGUGCUAUAGCAUCAACACGUCAGAAGGUGGCACUAACUGCAGCCUGCUCUACAUCGGAGGGCCUGUUGAUGUUCAGGUCACAGUGGAGACCGGUACAAACGUUAGUUACGUACUCCAACAUAAGGACCUUUUACUUGCAAACGCCUCUGCUGACCGAGGGAUCACGCCCCACAACAUUACACUGAAUGCAAGUGCAGUGGAGCAGCUCGGGCAUGGCUGUAACAACCUGACUUUGAACGCCUCCAACAACGUCACGAGCCAAAUCGUGUCCACCCAAUUUGAACUGUGUUUGCUGGAACCUGUCGAGGGCCUGCAAGCCUCAGUGAUAGCAGAGGACGAUCGGUGUCCCGACUCCAGUGACCUCAUUAUUGGUGUCUCGCUGGAACGUGGAGCCCCUGUGCAGCUUCUCUUUACACUGACUGUCAAUAAUGUCACUCACUUGGAGACCAGAAACAUGCUCAAUGGAAGCUUACAAAUGUAUACCUUCGGCAGCCCGGUUGAAGGAUCAUUUCAAUUGAAUGUGCAAGCUGCGAAUGCUUUGUCAACCUCUGAUUUUAAUGUGAGCCUAGAGAGCAUAUUCCUGGCUUGCGAGAAUCACUCUGACUCUGAAAACAAGAUGACUGGCAAGUCUUAUGACUUGAAAGUAAUUUCCACUCCAGAGUCUGUAGUUGACUACACUCAGAAUGUCACCCUGAGCAUUAAUGGAAGUGUGUCAUUGCCCAGCAUAGGACUCGAAUUUAAGUGGAAAUGUAGAGGGGACUGCAAAUGCAAAAACCAAACAAAUGACACAACUCACAUGAUUGACAAGCAGUGCCUUCCGAAUCCAUUUGAGAUGGCCGUCUACACCGUGACUGUCAAGAAAACAGCCUGGUUUAGGAAAUGGGUCAAACUAGCUUCUGCUUCCAAGUGUAUCACUGUUGCUCAAGAGGAAUUAAAAAAUGUCUCCAUUAGUUGUGAUAAUUGCACUUCAAUUGAUGCGAACGACCCUGUAAAACUGAGGCUGAGCUGUGUAGCGAGUUGCCCAGAUGUGGACUGGUACAUGGAGGAUCUAAAACCAAUCAAGGAUGACCUCGAAACCUGUUACUCACAAGAAGGAAGAAGGCCGCUGAUGAAGAAGCAAGAAGGCAACUCAGAAUUUCUUGUAAACAGCAAAGAGCUGAAAUAUUCGAGGGACAAUUUGCUUAACAUCACCGUGAUUGUUCAAGGGAAAUCGGAGCAAGGUUAUGCCAGGUACACUCUACCCAUACCGGAUCCAGAACCAACUGUCACCCCCUCACACCCGACGUGCAGCAUCUUUCCAUUAUCAGGCACUGUACUGGACUCAUUCGAUAUCACCUGCCAAGCUAGUUCUUUCUGUUCUUCAGGCUGUCUUUAUUGCUUCAAGACAGACACAGGCAAACAUCUACGUUGCAAUAAUAAAGAAAUUGUGAAAUCUAUCUUACUGCCCGUUGGAGAUGAAAAGAACAACUACAAUUUGUCUAUUGUGAUAACUGUGAAAAAUGAAUAUACAGAAGUGACCACGAUGGUCCACACUCAGGUUCGGAAAAAUAACUCCAGUGGUUCCGUAGACACACUCCAGUCAGUUCUAGAAGAUACUGUCUCCCAGUUGGAACAAGAUGGUCUUCUCUCCGGUGAGGCCCUUAGCCAAAUCGUUACCUCUGUAGCAGAUAUGCUCAAUACCGAGGCCGAUGAGGAUCAGAAGGACGCAAGGACGAAGCUCAGAGAGCAGAUGCUGACCAAAAUGACAACGGUGCUGCUGGACUCCCGAUCAAACACCAGUUAUGAGGUUCAAGUGACAGCUAGAGCCGUAGCCGAACUUACGCAGCGAUCAGAUGAGCUCAGUCCAGCUGCCCAGGAAGAAGCAAGCUCACUCUUGGUUGACCUGAGCUCUUCCCUCAACAUUAUCAGUGUUAAUCAGGAUGGGAGUGGUGAUGAUGGAGAAGUUGUGGAUGGAGCUGCACCAAUAGUUGAAGCUGCCAGUAAUAUUUUGAAUGCUCCGUCCAACGAAAAAGUUUCCACUUCCCUUCUGACUGGGAUGGGUAACGUACAGAAUGCCUUGUUGAAUCAUAAAAAGUUGAAUGGAGAUCCUAUCAUCAUUGACUCUAAUCAGAUCAGUGUGUAUGUAAACAGAGUGUCUCCAGAAAGUAUGCAAAUGCAGGAUAUAAACAUCCAGAGGAGCAGCGCUUCUAGAUUUUCCUUUCCGACGCUCCCUUCUGAUGUUUUCUCACCAGAUGAACCUGUGGAUGUCAGAAUGAUGAGUUUUGAAAAGAACCCAUACUCUUGGAAAGGUGGAAACAUUUCAGGAACUGUGGGAUCUGUCACUCUCACAAGACCAAACGGCACUGUCAUCCCCAUUAAGAAUCUCCCUGAAGAGAUUGAGAUUCUCCUGCCCAGGCUGGACGUUGGGCUGGAGAACAGCACAGUUCUGGACCUGGCCAAUUUCAGCACAUUAAUAAUUGACGUUCCCUCGCCUGAUGUUACACUGGUGCUGAAAAUGGAGCCCUCUGAAAACAUUACUUUCGUCUUACUUCUGGGGCACAAGAAUUAUCCAACAAUUGAGCAUUAUGUGGCCAAAACUCAAAUGCCUCUCGAGAACGUCAAGGAAGAGGAAAAAUAUACCUGGGUCCUCAGUCCUAAAGACAGGACAGGAGAUGCUGGUGUGCACUUCCUCGUCUUGAAGCCCAAAGUCGAGCCAGGCGUCAAAUCAGUGAAUGCCACCGUCAGUAUCGUAACUAUCGCUGCCCAGUGCAAAUACUGGGAUGAAGAAGAGUCGUCUUGGAGUGAAGAUGGCUGCAGGGUUGGCCCACUCACGACACCUUUGCUUACUCAGUGUCUGUGUAAUCACUUAACUUUCUUUGGCAGCUCUUUCUUUGUCAUGCCAAACCUAGUGGACGUGUCACGUACCGCGGAGCUUUUCUCCACUUUCUUUAACAAUCCUGUGGUUGUGUGUUUUGUGGGGGCCAUUUUCGGCGCUUAUCUUCUCGUGGUUGUAUGGGCACGCAGAAAAGACAUCCAGGACUCAGCUAAGGUCAAGAUAACAGUGCUUGAAGAUAACGACCCUCUGGCAGAAUACUGCUACAUGCUGACAAUCGGCACAGGGCAUCGCCAUGGUGCGUCCACCUCCUCACAGGUGACAAUAACCCUGCUGGGAACAGAGGGGGAAAGUGAGCCCCACCACCUGACCGAUCUCGAGAAACCUCUGUUUGAAAGGGGCGCAGAGGACGUAUUUCUCUUGACCACGCACUUUUCCCUUGGAGAGCUGCAAAGCGUCAGGCUGUGGCACGACAACUCGGGCGCGCACCCUGCAUGGUAUGUCAACAAAGUAAUGGUGCAAGAUCUGGAGAGUGGCCAGAAGUGGCACUUUCUCUGUAAUUCCUGGCUUGCUGUGGACGUGGGAGAGUGCAACCUCGAUAAGGUUUUCCCAGUGGCCACUGAGGAGGAUCUGAAGAGAUUUAGCAAUCUGUUCUUCAUGAAGACAGCUAAGGAUUUCCGUGAUGGACACAUCUGGUUCUCGGUCAUCAGUCGACCACCAUGCAGCACCUUCACUCGUGUGCAGCGAGUGUCCUGCUGCUUUUCUUUGUUGCUCUGCACCAUGUUGACUAGCAUCAUGUUUUGGGGCAUCCCCACGGACCCCUCAGAGCAGACCAUGGACCUGGGUCACAUCGAAUUCACCUGGCAGCAGGUCAUGAUUGGAAUUCAAAGUUCGAUCAUCAUGUUUCCUAUCAAUCUCCUCAUUGUGAGCAUCUUCCGAAACACUCGGCCUCGAGAAAAAUCUCAGAAAUCGGACAAGACCAAGCAGGGGAAGACAGUUCGGGUAUCUCCCUCACAGACGUCUUCCCCUCAGAAAGAACAGAAGGACAUCACACCAGACACGGUGCUGAAGGAUAUAAAAAGAAUAGCCCAGUCACUUUCAAAGGCCAUGAAGAGUCCCCUUCCUUAUUUGGAGCUUCGACCUGGUCACCAGACUGAUAUCAACACCCUUUUGUCUCUGGUGGAAGACAUCAUCAGGCAGCAAAACCGAAUUUCCUCUGACUUUUACACAGAUACCGCCAAAAGAGAACGCUCCAUCCUCAGUUUAGGGGCAGUCGAUCUUCAAGAAAAGAGUGUUUGGGGCAGUCCAGAGAGGACCUCAGACGGGGUUCAGAAGAAGAGCAACAACAGCAGGUACCUAUACAGGCAGCUGCGUCAUGUUGAGAAGAAGCUGGGUUUCCUGGGAUCCUCUCGAUUCCAAAACCCAGACAGCUACAACAAAGCCAUGCAGCAAGUCCAGGGGAUGAAGAAUCUGCUCGAGUUUCACCUACCGUCACACAGCCUAGAUGGAGAACAAUCGGAGCGUAGUCCCAGUCCAGAAGAGAGUGCCAACAAGGGCACUGCCAAGAGAUGCUGCCAAGGUGGGCUGCCAUGGUGGUUUGUCUUUGUAGGUUGGAUAUUGGUAAUAGCAACCAGCGGUGUGUCUGGAUACUUUACCAUGAUGUAUGGACUGACCUAUGGGAAAGAUCGUUCUAUAAGCUGGCUGAUCUCCAUGGUGGUGUCCUUCUUUGAAAGUUUGUUCAUCACACAACCUCUGAAGGUUCUUGGCUUUGCUGCUUUCUUCGCUCUUGUUCUGAAGAAGGUGGAUCAGGAAGAAUACGGAGAGCCUCAGAUUGAUGAGAGCCUGAAGAAUUAUGAUGAUCCUGAUGGGGUGCGAGCAGCACGGAGAGACAGCACGUGCAGUUUCUACCAGCCGCCACCUCCAACGGACAUAGAGAAGAUGAGGAACAACAUGAUUAAAGAGCAGAAAGUCUUUGCUCUCAUCAGGGAGAUUCUGGCCUACAUGGGAUUCAUGUGGAUGUUGCUCCUGGUGGCGUAUGGACAAAGGGAUCCCAAUGCGUACUUCCUGACCCAGCACAUUCGCCAGAGCUUUAGCAAAGGCAUCUCUGACACGAUGAGAAUACAAGAUGUGUAUAACUGGGCAAACACAACUCUGCUCAGCAACUUGUUUGGAGAACACCCAGGUUUUAUCACAGAUGGUAACUCAAAGCUGGUGGGUAACGCUCGUCUCCGCCAGCUGAGGGUACAGAAAAACUCUUGCCGCGUGGCGCGACGCAUGCAACAUGCUGUGCAUGACUGCCACUCUCUGUACUCGUGGGAGUCCGAGGACAUGGGCUCCUACAGUCCAGGCUGGAGUUCCUCUGAGCCUGAUAAUACAUCAGUGAACCUCCCCAGUCCCUGGAAGUACCAAUCCCAGGGUAAAUUGAGGGCCUACCCCAUCUGGGGAAGCAUGAUCCUCUACAGGGGAGGAGGCUUUGUGGUGGAUCUCGGACCAGAUUUAGAAAACUCCAGCAGAUCUCUCCAGUACCUCUAUGAAAACCGCUGGUUGGAUGCACACACCCAAGCAAUCUUUGUUGAGUUCACCGUGUACAAUGCCAACGUCAACCUCUUCUGUAUUGUCACACUCAUGCUAGAGACCACAGCUCUAGGGGCUUUCCAGUUCCGUAGUGAGCUCCAGAAUGUUCGUCUCUACCAAUCGACGGGCGGCCUGCACAUUUUUGUCAUGGCCUCUGAAGCCAUCUACUUCCUCUUCAUUCUAUAUUACAUGUUUGUUCAGGCAAAGCUGAUGAAGCAACAGAGAUGGGCUUAUUUCAAGAGUAAAUUGAAUCUACUUGAGCUGGCGAUCAUACUUCUCAGUUGGAGCGCAUUGUCCGUCUUUAUCAAGAGGACUCUGCUGGGGAAGCGAGACAUGGAGUACUACCAGAAUCACAAAGACCAAUUUGCCAGUUUCCACGAGACAGCCAAGGCUGAUGCAGUCCUGGGCUAUCUGAUUGCCUUCCUGGUGCUGCUGGCCACAGUCAAGCUGUGGCACCUGCUGAGACUCAACCCUAAGCUGCACAUGAUCACAGCAACGCUCCAGCGAGCCUGGACUGAUAUCUCCGGCUUCCUGGUGGUCAUGACCAUCAUGUUUCUGGCCUACUCGAUUGCUUCCAAUCUGAUGUAUGGGUGGAAGCUGUACUCCUAUCGCACUCUAUUUGAUGCUGCUCAGACUAUGGUCAGCCUGCAGCUGGGCAUUUUUAACUAUGAUGAGAUUCUUAAUUACAACCCAAUCCUGGGUGCCUUCCUCAUCGGCUCCUGUAUCGUGUUUAUGACGUUUGUGGUGCUCAACCUCUUCAUCUCUGUCAUCCUUGUGGCCUUCAGUCAAGAACAGAUUCAUCACAAGCCAUCCGAGGAGGAAGAGAUUGUGGACAUGAUGAUGAUGAAACUUUGCAGUCUAUUUGGAAUCAAAUCCAAGACUAAGCAAGGUGACGAUGGCCAGACUGAGAAGGCCCAACUUACGUGUGCUUCGAAGAAUGAAAUCGCUACAAUUUCGCCAGGGCGUAUUGACAAGGACGCUUAUGUUCUACUUUAGUCAAAUUUAUUAUUCUACUCAAUAUGCUCGAACACCCUUUGUGCUUUGCCGCCGUUGUUGCUUUUCACGGUUUGCUUCAUUCUGUGCCACUGCGAUGUUGACUGCAUGUCAGGGCCCGUGUUAAGUGCAUUAUUUAUGAACUAGAUUCUUCAAAUAUGUCCAGAUAUUGAAGCACUGCUUUUAAGAUGUCACGGCUGUAUUUUUAAAGUCAAGUUUGGCAAUGAUUGUGACUCUCUUGUGUAGAGUAGUGUUUGCUUCAAGUGCAACAUCGGUGUGACCGCUGUUAUGAUAUUCUCUUAACUGUGAAAUGUGGCACUUCUUCAAGAAAAUGUAUUCGCCAAUAAUCGAAAAGCUUAAUUGUGCAACACAAAAAAAAAGCGGCUGCUUAAAAUAGAUUAAAACCUAUACAUUUAAGCAACUUAGCGUUUAUUUUAACGGUAUUAUGCUUGAAUUGUGCAUUCAAAUUAAUGUGUCAGGAUCUGGACAGAUACAACAUUAGUGAACGAA
Hippocampus comes (tiger tail seahorse) is the source of this 8105-nucleotide messenger RNA. Its product is annotated as polycystic kidney disease protein 1-like 2. Gene Ontology annotation, molecular function: calcium ion binding; calcium channel activity; protein binding. The record is from RefSeq and is a predicted model, not a curated record. The transcript has 41 exons. Gene Ontology annotation, biological process: detection of mechanical stimulus. The coding region runs from base 129 to 7598 and encodes 2489 amino acids. Gene Ontology annotation, cellular component: membrane. NCBI's taxonomy places the organism in Eukaryota, Metazoa, Chordata, Actinopteri, Syngnathiformes, Syngnathidae.